Molecule: messenger RNA, 4457 nt
Organism: Bufo gargarizans (Asiatic toad)
Lineage: Eukaryota; Metazoa; Chordata; Amphibia; Anura; Bufonidae
Gene: RASSF5
Product: Ras association domain family member 5
Exons: 6
Coding region: 412-1344 (310 amino acids)
Biological process (GO): signal transduction
Cellular component (GO): nucleus
Source: RefSeq, a predicted model, not a curated record
GCUGGUACAGAGAAGACAGGCGGAUGCGAAUCUUGGCUGAGAAAUCUGUCUAAAAGCCAGUGCAGCCCAGAAGCUGUUGUCAGCCUGAAUUUCAUUCCUAUUUACCUAUUCACUGUGGCGACAGGGAGUAACUAAACUCCUUCAUCAAGAACUGUUCCUCUGCCGCGCAGUCCUGUAGUGUGAUGUACAGCAUCUGUACGAAGGCUUUUCGUGUUCUCUGCUGUAAUCAACGCCCUCUACUUUCUUUGGAAAAUACCUCCUGCUAAUUGUCUCGCUGUUUUUGUGAACUGCCAGAGCUGCCAAUUGAUUCUUCUAUUAGGGUAUCAUAAUGGUGAUGUGCAGAGAAAGAUCGUCUGCUUUUCUCUGUAUUUGUGUGGAGUUCGACCUCAAUGCGCAAGACUGAAAACGGGAAUGGCACACCGGAGGACGGAGACCACGACGGCAUGUUUUGGAGUUGUGACAAAGAAAAUCCGCAGCCUUUUCCGGCACUUCCCAAAGUCAAAGUCAUGGUCAGAAGGCUUUCAGCUUCUCCCAACACCCAGCCAUGAGCUACUCAUAGUCAGAGAUUAUAAAUUAUCUCGUCACUGGGAAUGUCAGAGCCUGAUACAUCUAGAGCAAAGUGAUAUAACUGACCCGGUAUCUCCAGAGAAAACAUUCGUCCUCCAUCUGCAGAAGGUUCAAGAUGAACCAAAAGAAGAAAAAAAGCCCAGCAUCCAAGAAUUAAGGCAGAGAAUAGAGACCUUCAACAUGAUGGUUCAGAACGGCCUAAUUAUGAAGAUGAGAGAGGAUGGCACUUAUAAUGGAUUCAUUAAGGUGAAUCUGAAGCUUCAACGUCCAGUGACUGUAACGGACAAACCUGAGUCUUCAUCCGUUAUCACUAUGAAAGCAAUUUCAUCAAGUAGUCCAGUGGAGAAAAAGACUUCCUUCUACAUGCCCCUGGAUGCUGUAAAACAACUUCACAUCAGCAGUUUGACCACCGCCAGUGAAGUCAUCAGGGGUCUUCUACAGAAGUUCCAAGUGGUGGAUGAUCCUCUCAAAUUUGCACUGUUCAAGCAAAUGCAAAAGGAUGGACAAGUUCUCUUUCAGAAGCUUGCACUAACAGAGCAUCCGCUAUACUUGCGGCUUUUAGCUGGACCAGAAACUGAAAAGCUUAGCUUUGUACUGAAGGAAAAUGAGACAGGAGAAGUUCAAUGGGAAGCCUUCACUGUUCCAGAACUACAAAACUUCUUGUUGAUAUUGGAGAAAGAAGAAAAAGAGAAAGUACAACAAGUGCAAAAGAAAUACACUGCCUUUCGUCAGCACUUGCAGGAAGCUCUCACAAAAGCCACAAUAAAACCUCUGUAACUUUAAAUCUCCAGUGGAGAGAACAAGACACAACAAGGAUAUUUAGGUCUUGGAGGUAGCAUGAUUGGUUGCAUAGGUGUCUACCUCCGAGGCAAUGGACAAAGAAGAAGAACAAUAAUUUCUGGCUGAAAUGUUACAAGUUGUGCCUUCAAUGGACACGUCAAAGGCAGGAGAAAUUUGCACUUUUUGACCCAUUAUAAGUCACCUAGUUUUAUAGACCAAAACAAAGGCUCCAAUAUCUCAGGGUCAUAGCCUUUACAUUGUAUUUUAUACUUACAAUAAAGUCAAGAUGUCCCUGACAUCCACCUUGCAACAAGGCAUCAGGAGCUUGGCACAUGUCAGGUGAACAAGAUGAGCCAUAAUUACCUUUGGUGAAUUGUCAUGGUCCUACAACGCUUUUCAGGCCAUGUAUUCUUCUCCGAUUAAAUAACUGUUCUAUUUAUUUAUUGCACAAAGUGAAGUUAUUUAAUAGUAAGUGAAUAGUAAACGCUGCUUUAAGCCAUUCAAGACGUCACAAAGAAGAGCAUCAGCAGGUAGUUUGCUUAGGGGUGUGAUUUAUAGUUUUAUCAGCCAAAAGUCUAAAUGUGAAAAGUCAAUAGUACUGGAUGAACUGUUUACAGACUUGGAACGCAGCAAUGCUUUGCUGUCUUUACAAGAUAUGAAGUUACAAGAACGAGCCUUACAUGUAUCAUACUGCAAAUCAUUUUGAUUUCAUGAAAAAAAAAAAAAGCUAUAUUUAUACAUGAAUGACUCGCAACUUUCCAUUUAGUUCUUAAAUUACCGCACAAAGAAAUGCACUGAAUUCAGGGGAAAACUGAAGUUGCUUUACAUUUAGAUUUUACAAACAAGGUAAAGUUAUUACACAAAGGAAGGUAAAUUGUAUAAUUAAUCUCUGUAAAAUUUACCCAUAUCCAUACCUCUCCUUCCAUGAAAAAGAUAUCCAUAAAACUUUGAAAUAUCUUCUAAACAAAAUAUAGGUUCUCCCACCCAAUCCACCAUCCCACCUCCCUGUCUCUGAGUUGACUGAUCAAAUCUCUACAUGGGAGAUCAGUUUACAGCACAGACCAAACAUGGUUGCAUCAUCUAGUGAGUGAUUUAUUUAAUCGAGAGCUGCAUAAUAUUUAAAGGGGUUAUCCAAUGUCAUAAACAGCCACCCCAUGUGUCGGGCCCCCCACAUGGAAUAUACUUACCCCGCUGCUGGUCCCCGCACUGCCACUUCUCCCUGUACACGGAUGAAAACAUCAGUGUCGGGGGUAGCAGGGAGGCUCUUCCCCAUCUGCCAUUGGCUUCUCCCCCCGGCACCGGAUGUUUUCAUCUGUGUACAGCGAGAAGCGGCGGUGCGGGGACCAGGAGUGGCACCGGGAGCGGGGUAAAUAUAUUCCGUGUGAGGGGCCCGACACAUGGGGGGGCUGUUUAUGACAUUGCAAAACUCAAAGUAUUUUGAGUUACUUAUUGUUCAGGCUUUCUCUUUGCUCUUUCUCAACAGCGGUCUGUAUACUUGAAUGUGGUAUUUUGGGGAAAAUGCAAUUGCUACAAGAAUUGUUUAGUAAGGCUCCGCUCACACCAGUGUUGAAUGACAAACGCCGUUGACUUAACAAUUAGGUCCUUUGGGUCCCACCACAUCAUUUUGAGCGAAAAAUGACUGUAUUCAGAACUAUGUUUUUCAGUGUUUAAGGCUAGUUGUACAUCUGUGAUCAGAUUCCAGUAUUCUGUUCAGGCAUAGGAACAGAAUACUGAAAUAGCUUAAUCCAGCAUAUGCUGGAAACUGUCUAGUCUAGUCUAAUAGGUUCAAUUCUAUAAUUGGGUUCACUAGUUUCCCAGCAUGAAUACCAGCAAUUUACUGGACAAAAUACUGCUGCAUGUAGCAGUAUUUUAACCUAUUUUUGCCACAAUAUAUGACUGAAGCCUCCGUCGCAGAUGUGAACCUAGUCUAACCAAUAUGGAUACAGCCUGCUUUGGAGCUCCGUCACGCUCUUUCAAAUCAAUAUACUGCACUUCACCAUGAUUCAGACAUAACGGAGAUUUAGCAAUCACUUCAUACAGUCCUGUGGGUAGUAAGACAUCCACUUUUAUUUUUGCCUUUUGUCCAACAUGCUUUACAUAGCAUUGAGACGGCUGAGUCCUUCACAUUAAAAUCUCCUUACUCUGCUGCAAUAUUUUAUUAAACUAUACCCCCUUAUACGUCCUCAACUAAUGCUUUGUGUCGUGAGGGGGCAAAAAUAAAAAUACAAAAUUAACUUCAAAACCAAUGUUUAAAUGGAAAUCUGGAUGUCACAGGGGUUUCCCUGGACUACUCCUUUCCCCUUUACCAGCUAUGCUACAUUUUCCACUCAAUUUGGUGCAGAUUUGCCACUGCUGAUUUCCCUGCGGAUUCCUACAGAAAUUUUCUGCAGCAAUUUUGCAAUAUGUGCAUGCAUUUUAAGCAAAGUUCUAAAUUCUGUAGGAUAACUGCUACCAUAGUGUCUAGCAUUUUGGAAGCUCAAUUGACAACCACAGCUAAUCUGUUAACUCACGUCUUGCCUUUUUGGUGGCAAACAACUGUCUGGUCCAAAGACAACCAUCAGAAUUUUUAAAGUUGUAUUUUUAAUUCAAUAUCUGAUGAGUGGCAGUCAGACUCCCAGCACCCCCACUGAUUAGCUGUUUGAAAGGGCAGCAGAACAUAUCCAAGUGCUGCAGCCUCUUCAUAGAAUACCAAGCAUAGUGCCAUACAUAGCACUAUUCUCCGUACUGAGCUGCACAAAAGCCAUGUAACCGAUGGAUGCAAAGUCAUACACUGAGCACUUUCAAAAGCUAAUUGGUCAUCAAUAUUUAAAUACAGGAAAACCCCUUUAAAAGCUACACAUUUUUAAAAUGUUUUCAUUGUCACAUAAGAACUAUUACUUUUAUAUUUUUCCCCCGAUUUAGCUGUAUGGCAGUUUGCUGUUUUCGAAGGACAACUUGUAUUUUUUAAUGGCAUCAAUUUACAAUUUAAAUUACAUUUGUAAUUUUUUGGAGCCAUAACUUUUUUUUAUUUAUCUUUUCAUCGACAAAGCUCUGUGAGGGCUUUUUUGAGUGAUUCUUGUUGGUAAUAUUUUGUAUGUACCCUUAAAAUGUCACUUUUAUUACUAAUGCCU